AUGGCAGUUGUUCUACUAACCUAUGUGCUAAGAAAGGUUGGGAACAUUUUUGAGAAUGAGGUGCUGAAGGUAAGAGAUGGUUGGGAAGAAGUGAAUGCUGUGAAAGAAGAUUUUGACCGCAUCAAAGCCAUCCUACAUGAUGCAGACUCACUCGAAGAGGGUAGCCACUUCAUUGAGGAAUCAGUCAAGAAACUAAGAAAUCUUGCGUACGACAUUGAAGAUGCUCUUGAUGAGUACAAGCUACUGGAGGCGCAAGAUCAUGGCCAUGGACUCCUUGAAUUUCUACAGGAGUCACAUAGCUAUGUGAAGAACUGGAAAGCUUGCAGAAGGAUCAUGCUUCGGAUGAGAGAAAUAAGUCCCAAAGUCAAAACUGCCUGUGAAGAGCAUCAAAAGGUGUGUUACAAGUUCAAAAAAGCUGCAGAACCAUCCAGCACAUGGCAAGACCAGCGUGGAAAUGCUCUUCUAUUGGAAAAAGCUGAUCUAGUGGGUAUUGAAGAGCCCCUAGAGCAACUGGUGAAGCGGUUGGUGAAGGGUCCUCUUGAGAAAGAAAUAAUUCCAGUUGUGGGAAUGGGAGGUUUGGGCAAGACUACCCUCAUAAAGCAAGUUUUUGACGAUCCAGUGGUGAAGAAACACUUCACAAUCCGCGCUUGGGUCACUCGUUCUCCAUACUCAAGGACAGAAGAAGUCCUCAGGGACAUGCUUCAGCAAAUUGCUAGAAGCAUCAUGAAGUCUGUCCCCAGUGGAACAGACAAUUUAAGUACUGAUUUACUGAAAGUGAUGAUCAAGAGCUUGCUGCAAAGAAGAAGAUCGAGGUACUUGAUCAUUCUUGAUGAUGUGUGGCGUGUUGGUGAAUGGGAUGCCAUCAAAUAUGCAUUUCCCAACAACAAAAAUGGCAGUCGAAUAAUGAUGACAACAAGGUAUGUCGAGAUAGCAUUAUCUUCAUGCAAGGAAUUUGCUGGAGAGGUCUAUAACAUGAAGCCUUUGCAUGCUGAACAAUCAAUGAAACUUUUCUGCAUGAAGACAUUUAAGGGUCACUCAUGUCCUUGGAAUUUGAAGGAGACAUGUGAAGACAUCUUACAGAAGUGUGAGGGGCUACCCUUGGCAAUCGUUGCCAUUAGUGGCAUUUUGGCCACAAAGGACAACAAAAUAGAUGAAUGGCAUCUAGUACGACAAAGUAUUUGUUCUAAAAAUGAAGGCAAUGAUAGACUGGAGAACUUGAACAUGGUACUUUCUCUCAGUUUCAAUGCCUUGCCUUACCACCUAAAACCUUGUUUCUUGCACUUGAGUGUAUUCCCUAGGGAUCAACAGAUUGAGCAUAUGCGGUUAAUCCGAUUAUGGGUGGCGGAGGGACUUGUUCAAACAAAAGAUGGUAAGACACCAGAAGAAGUUGCAGAAGAGUACAUUAAGGAUCUCCUAAGCAGGAGCCUCAUUCAAGUGGCUGAGUUAACUAGCGAUGGAAAGGUCAAGAUGUAUCGCGUUCAUGAUCUCUUGUGGAAAAUUAGCCGUGCGGAGUCAAACGAUCGAAACUUUGCAACUGUAGUUGAUGAACAGCAUGCAGAGUGGACAGAUAGAGUUCGACGCCUCUCAGUUCACAAAACACUUCAAACUGCACGGAAAAAUGAGCCACUAUGGCAACUUCGCUCUCUGUUCAUGUUUGGGGUAAGCAAAUCAUCCAUUAAUAGAGUGCUCUCUUCUGGUCUCAAACUGCUCAGAGUUCUAGACAUGCAAGCUGCCCCCUUGAAAAGGUUUCCAACACAAGUAAUUGACUUGCAUCUUCUCAGUUAUCUAAAUCUUAGGUGCACCAAACUCCAAAAAAUUCCAAGUUCAAUAGCAAUGCUUCAGAACUUGGAGACCCUGGAUCUUAAACACACGUUCAUUUCUGUGUUGCCAGUGGAAAUCACAAAGCUCCAAAAGCUUCGCCAUUUACUUGUAUAUCGUUAUGAGAAUAUUGCUUAUUCGCACAGUAAGUUUGGCUUUAAGACCCUCGGAGAGAUUGGGGCUCUGCAAUGUUUACAAAAGCUGUGCUACAUAGAAGCGGAUGAUGAAGAAAGCAGCGUCUUGAUUAGACAGAUUGGGAGGUUGAUUCAACUGAGAAGGUUAUGCAUUCUGAAGCUAAAGACAGAAGACGGAAGGAAGCUAUGCUUAUCAAUUGCCAAGUUGACCAAUCUCCGUGCACUAUCAGUUUCUUCUUUUGAAGAUGCUGAAAUUGAUCUGCAAAACCUUGAUUCUCCUUCACAGCUCCUUCAAAGAGUGUAUUUAAGAGGAAAAUUGCAGACAUUGCCACAUUGGAUUGCCAAGCUCCACAGUCUUGCCAAACUUCACCUGAAAUGGAGCCAUCUCGAGGAAGAUCCAAUGUUAUCCCUCCAAAGUAUGCCCAAUCUUGUACACCUUGAGUUACUUCAAGUCUAUGGUUGGCAAAAACUAUGCUUCAAGGCUAAAGGAUUUCAGAAGCUGAAGAUAUUAGGUCUUGAUUGUUUUGAGGAGCUUACAUUUAUACAAGUAGAGGAAGGAGCAAUGUCUUACCUUGAAAAGUGGAGCAUCCAGCGAUGCAAAUGUUUGAAAAAUGUCCCAUCAGGAAUUGAGUAUCUCAGCAAGCUCAAAGCGCUGGAGCUUUUUGACAUGCCUGAUGAAUUAAUCGAGAAACUUAAGCCUGAAGAACAAAACGAAGAAUACGGGAAAGUUGCACAUGUUCCAGAGCUUAGUUAUGGCUACUGGAGAGAUGGUGCUUGGGACGUUACAUCAAUUGAGACGGCAGUUGAGAGAAUGGGAGAGGAACAGAACCCUCGAGCUCAGGACACUACCACGAAGAGAAGCAAUCUUCCUCCUUGUUGGAAGUAA
Syzygium oleosum is the source of this 2838-nucleotide messenger RNA. Its product is annotated as disease resistance protein RPM1-like. Gene Ontology annotation, biological process: defense response to other organism. The coding region runs from base 1 to 2838 and encodes 945 amino acids. Gene Ontology annotation, molecular function: ADP binding. Lineage: Eukaryota; Viridiplantae; Streptophyta; Magnoliopsida; Myrtales; Myrtaceae. The record is from RefSeq and is a predicted model, not a curated record. The transcript has a single exon.